AUGGUCGGAAAGAGAAGCAAACGGCUCAGACAAAGUGAAGCAGGGGCAGAAGGGAAUCUCAAUAUGUCCGAUUCAAGUAAUACUACCGUGCCUGUUGACAAUAAUAAUCCAGUACAUAUGGAUCUUUCAAUGUAUGAGGAGUUAACAACUCGUUGUAAUGAAUUAGAACAGCGUUGUGCUAAUCUUGCUGAACGAUACGAGAACUUGCUACAGGAGGUCGGCCCUCACAAUUCUUCUAAUCUUGCUCCUAUCACGCCUACAGUAGAAUGCGUAGUUCACAGGGAAGAUUCAGUACCGCAUUUUAAAGCUGAAGUAUCCGCAGCUUUCCCACUUAGAAGGAAUCAGGAAGUAGAGUCAUGGCUACGAGCUAUUGAAAAUAUUGUAAAACCUGCCAGCGAUAGAGCUUAUAUUCGCGCAGCGAGAGCUUCUUGUAGAGGAACUGCGGACCUAAUUGUAAAUUCCCCGAUUUUUGAUGAAAUUACUAGCUGGAUUGACUUCAAGGCGUUAGUAAGGGCUAAAUUUCGCGGAACUUGCUCAAGUACAGAGUUCUUCAAACACUUGCAUAGCUCGAGAUUAACGAAUGGCCAGGCACCUUUAGAUUUUUUCGUCUCGAUUGAAGGGUUGGUUUAUCAAGGCUACAGAGAUUAUCCAAUAGCAAUAGGUGCGCCAGAUGAGCUGAUUAGACGUGUAUUCCUUCAGGGACUCCCACAUUGGUUAAGAGAAGCUCUGGCUUUAAAAGAGGAUGAUUUAUUACCUUCCCUUGUAGAUGCGGCACAACGCAUUUGGAACUUGCGUAUGGCUUCGAAAGAUGGACCUUCAGUCCCAAAUGCUCAUGAUUUCCGACUAGCCCGAGCAAGGCAGGUUGCUUCUAUAGAGAAGUAUUAUUGCGUCAAAGAACUCUUAGAUGUUUUAAUUGCCAAGGAACGGGUCAUUUUGCGAGGCAAUGUCCCUUUUUGCCGCCUCACGGUCGGACAUGGUCUUCACCAGCACGUGAGGGGACUCAUGAAGGGAGACCAAAUGAACCGAGGCAAAGAUCAGACAACCAAGAAGCACCAGGCUCACAAGGUAAUGGUUCUGCAGAACCAAAAUAACCGCGGUCGUCCUCUCCUAUAUAUGCAUGUAAAUGGUAUGUUGUGUACUUGUUUUUUGGAUACUGGUUCAGAAGUCACGAUUAUUAGCGAGUGUGUUAGCAAGAGGCUGAAUAUCCAUUCAAUUACACCAACUGGACGAACAUUCAAGGGUGCUUCCGGCGCCAUAUUUAGUGGUCAGGGAGAAACGAAUGUACAUUUUUGUAUAGACGACCUAGUACAGUGUACCCACCCAGUUGUAGUUUUCAAAGAUAUAUCAUUUCCAGGGGACGUGUUGCUAGGCAUAGAUUUCGUUCGCAGGUUUAACUUUCAGUUUGUUGCCAACCACACCCCACCUGGGAAUUACAUGUCUUUUGACGGUGUAAAGGUGCCCUUUUGGUUUUCUGAUCUCACCUCUCUAGGUAUUAGAACUAUAAAUUUAGCAUGUAAACCUCAGAAUGUAAUUGAACCCCAGUGUUCUGUAUUAUUAGUGACUCAAACCAUGAUCUGUCCACCCAAGUCGGGAUGUUUUGUGAAGACAAUGUUAUCCAGGGAAUUCACACACCCAUAUGGAUUUGUGCAAGGAAAGACUGCAAAGGUAUUGGUUCCCAGGACUGUAAUAGCAGUGAACAAUGAUAGUGCUUCUGUGUGGAUAAUUAAUGAUAAGACUCACCCAGUGACUUUGCAAAUGGGAAUGAAAUUGGCAAGUGUAUCAGAAAUUGAUAGUGUGUAUUCAUAUAAUGACUCUGUAAAUAUUCCAGGUGAUGCUGAGCAUAGUGAUAAGGUGGCAUGGGAGGACUUCACCGAUGAAUUUGAUGAACGCUAUGGUGUUGGUGACUUUGGUUAUUCACGUGGUGACUUUGAUAUCUUUCCACCAGUAAGCAUGGACGUAUGUAACAUUGAAACUCCUUCGGGCGUGAAAGGAAUAAUUCCAAAGGAGAACCUGGAACAUUUAGGGACAGUGAGAUGUGGGAUGUUAUUAAGGAUCUUGGAGAGACAUUCUAACCUCUUUGAUGAAGAUGCCCCUUUAGGUUGUAUACCAGAUAUUAACCAUCAUAUUAUAACUUCAGAUGGACCUAUCCGUACCCGACAGUGGAGAUUACCGGAAAGCGCACGUGAUACCAUACGACAAGAAUGUGAAACUAUGUUACGUGAUGGAAUAAUUGAGCCUUCUACUUCGCCGUGGCUCUCUCCUGUGGUCCUGGUGCGAAAGAAGGACGGAGGUAUAAGGUUUUGUAUAGACUUUCGUAAUCUUAACAAAAUCACAAGAUCGGAUACUUACCCAAUGCCCAGACUUGAUGAAACUAUAGACAAACUAGCAGGCACUCACUGGUUCACGGCUUUAGAUGCCAAGUCUGCCUAUUGGACAGUGGAGGUCAAUAAAAACGAUCGGCAAAAGACUGCAUUUACUGAUGGUUGUCGUCUUUUUCAGUUUAAGCGAAUGCCAUUUGGCCUGGCUACAGCCCCUUCUACUUUCCAGAGAGCCAUUAACGCAGUACUACACCCAGUCUUGGGAAGACACACCCUCGCAUUCUUGGAUGAUGUUGUUGUGGCCUCUAGGAACUUUGAUGAACACCUCCAGCAUCUUGAUGAGACUAUGGGUCUGUUAGCUAAGGCAGGAUUCAGGCUUAAUCUAAAAAAAUGUAAAUUUGCAGUGAGAUCCUUCAAGUUUUUGGGUCAUUUAAUAACACCAAAUGGAGUCCUUCCAGAUCCAGACAAGGUGAAGGCCAUUAUGCAAAUGACUGCCCCACAGACAGUGAAGCAAGUGCGCCAGUUUUUGGGAGCCACUGGGUUCUUUCGACGACACGUCAAGGAUUAUGCCACUAUAGCUGCUCCUUUAUCGGCUCUGCUGAAGAAGCAGGCAAAAUUCCGCUGGUGUUCAGAGCAGCAAACAGCCUUUGAAGCCAUGAAACAAAAGCUAGCUUCAGAGCCGAUCCUUAGGCAACCAGAUUUCGACCGUCCCUUUGAGGUGCAUUGUGACGCCUCUGGUGUGGCGAUUGGUGCCUGCUUAAUACAAAGAGAUGACCAAGGUAAACCUUGUGCUGUAGCCUACUUUUCCAGGAAACUGCGGCAGGGAGAGAACAAGUUCCCAACUAUUGAUGUGGAAGCUCUGGCGGUGGUAGAAGCAGUAAGAACCUUCGAUUCUUAUCUAUACGGUAGGCCUUUUGUCAUUGUGACUGAUCACCGUCCUCUUGUUCAUGUGUUUUCUCGAAAGACAAAGUCUUUGCGCAUGUCUCGUUGGAGCCAUGAACUUUCCUUUUAUAACUAUCAAUUAAUAUACAAACCUGGUGCAUCACAUUAUGUGCCAGAUUUAUUGAGUCGUAAGAUUUCCCCAAUUGAUGAGAUAUUGGAUCCCCAGACAGUGGCUGCUGCUCAACAGGAAGAUCCAUUGUGGAGUGAGAUUCGUGGCUACCUUCAGGAACAGAGGAUACCCCAACGCAGGAUCCCACUCAACCUUGAGGAGUUCGAGAUGAGGGACAACCUAUUGUACCAUCUCCGGGUGCUUCCAGGAAGGGUUGUCAAUCAGCUGGUAAUUCCACGUACUCUGCGGACCAAGGCUCUGGAGGCUAUCCAUGCAGAUGCGGCCUCUGCUCAUCCCGGAAUCUUCCGAACUUACUGUCGUCUCAGGGAUCAUUACUACUUUCCCCAAAUGCUGGCUGAGACCAAGAAGUAUGUGAAUUCCUGCCUAGUGUGCCAACGUAGGAAAGGCCGCGCUGGAAGAAAAGCCCCACUAGCUUCCAUGCCUGAAGUCUCUCAGCCAAUGGAAAGGGUAUCGGUGGAUCUGAUAGAUUUGAUGGGAUCUGCAAGAGGCAAUAGGUGUGCCAGAUAAUCCAGACCCGAACUCACUACACAACACGGUAUCAUCCAGAGGCCAAUGGGAUGAUAGAGAGGAGCAACAGGGUAGUGAAGGAUGCAUUAGCUACACUGGUUGGAGAGUAUCCUGAUAGCUGGGAUGAGAUGCUACCCUUCGUACGACUUGCCCUUAAUAGUGCAGUGCACAGAAGCGUAGGUCAGCAGCCUUUGUAUCUCCUCACUGGGAAGGAUGGCUAUUUCCCACAAGGACUAACCAAUGAGCAGGAUACUGAUGAAGAAACGGCCCAAAUAUUGAGAGCAAGCCUCAGAGAUGCGAGACUAACUGCGAAGGAAGCGGCACGAAAGGCCCAACGAGGAUGGGCCCGAGAUUACAACCGCCGGGUACGGCAGAGGUUUGACCCUGCAGAAGGGGAUCUUGUCCUGCUCCGGAACUUCGCUCGCCCAGGUGGUUCGGCCAGAGCAUUGGGACCAAGAUGGAGUAAACCUGCUCGCAUCGUCAAGAAGAUUGGGCCAGUAAACUACAUGGUCCGUGAGCCUGACCCACCGUACACAGAGGUCAAUUAUCACCUUAACCAGAUGCGCCCAUACGUUCCUUCAAGGGAGAUUGCGUACCCUGAGUCCGACAUUGAGUCUGAAGUGGAUCCUGAUGAUGUGGUAGAGUAAGGUCUCUGAGAAUUUGGCCAGUAGCACCUUGUUCCUGUGGGGAGUUUGUCGCAGAUUUUUGAUCUUCGUUUUCUGGGGUUUUACUUCUCGGUUGUGCACAUCUACCCUUAUUAAGAGUUGAGAAAAGGACGAAGAUGUCCGUCUAUGUAAGACCUUUUACUAAUGUAUCCUCUCUUUUCAGAAGUCUCUGGCCAUUUUCUCGACUUGCAGAUUGAGUCCGCCAACUGAAGUUAACGGACUUUGGUGGGGAGGUGUUGUAGUGAAUCUCCAGCCAAGUGGCGGAGGAAUCGAAGGAAAGUCUCCCCUCUGAAAAACAAAUAAGACCGCCCAUGCCCGUGGAUGA
Molecule: messenger RNA, 4887 nt
Organism: Penaeus indicus
Lineage: Eukaryota; Metazoa; Arthropoda; Malacostraca; Decapoda; Penaeidae
Exons: 3
Coding region: 1-3897 (1298 amino acids)
Source: RefSeq, a predicted model, not a curated record